GGCGAUCCAGCUCUCUCCUCUCUCUUUCCGCCUCUAUCACCUCCGGAGCCAUCUCCAAUGCCGUUGAACUCCUCUCUAAUUCCGCCUAUCUAUCAAUGGCGCUCACUCCUCGCAUAGUCACCUCCUCAUCGUCUGAUGACCAAAUCUUGCUGAACACCGUCAAGAUUAAUGGCGGGUUGGGGACUGGAAUGCAUAAGAUUUCGGAUCAAGAAUAUUGAGGCCUGUCACUAGAAAUGGGCUGAAGAAAUAUUUUAGGCUAGAUAUGGGAAAGAAAAACUAGGCCCAAUCGAUUCCCCAUGGUUGAAAAGAACAUAAUGCUGAGCUGGUUUUAAAGUGUCACCCACCCAAGAACUUGGUGCCUUGGAAUUUAAUUUGCAUUCCAAGUAGGUUCUCCGGGACCAAUUAGCCUUGAUUACUUGUCAAGGUGAUUUCAAGCUGCACAAGUUCUUAAUAUU
Molecule: messenger RNA, 455 nt
Organism: Rubroshorea leprosula
Lineage: Eukaryota; Viridiplantae; Streptophyta; Magnoliopsida; Malvales; Dipterocarpaceae
Source: the annotation of a GenBank genome assembly